This is a messenger RNA of Leishmania braziliensis MHOM/BR/75/M2904, 2184 nucleotides long. RefSeq lists its product as hypothetical. The transcript has a single exon. Lineage: Eukaryota; Euglenozoa; Kinetoplastea; Trypanosomatida; Trypanosomatidae. Bases 1 to 2184 code for a protein of 727 amino acids. The record is from RefSeq and is a predicted model, not a curated record.
AUGAGAAUCCGAGACAUCAUCAUUAUUGGUGUUGCCUUCGUGUGCAUCAUCAUCUGUUGGUCACAGGAAGGCUCACUCAACUUUCAGCGGGGGUUUAUGAUUCCUAUUGUAGACAAUAAGUUCACGGAGACGAUCAUGCCGAAGCCGAUUCUGGUGGACCCAGACGGCUCAGGGUCCCGAAUUCUCCUGAGUUCUACCACUGUUGGUUACCUGAACAUCUACAACACCCAGUACGCGCGCCGUCGCAUCGAUGACAACUUUGUGCGCCUCAGUCUUUCUACAGAGCUGAAUGUGUACGCCCCCAUCGUCGGGAUCGGCGCCGGAUACACAGAGUUGAACAGCAGCAUUGUGCUGUGCGCCAUCGUCACGGAAGACUACCAGCUCAUAGCAAUCUCCGUUCACACUUCCCCGCCCAGUGUACUGUGGAAGUCCCAGCUCGUGGCGCAACGGUACUGGACCGAUCUUACUCAUGCCUCUAUCUCUAUUGUUCCAGAGCGCAGCUGGGCUGAAGAUGUCGGCAUGAUUGCUGUUGCCGUCAAGGUUGUGGACACGUCAGGUGUAGAGAUGAUGAUGUACUCCGCGUUUGACGCCAAAACAGGCGCGCGGCGCUGGGGGUACUUCUCUGACGGAGGCAACGAAAUGGACGAUGUAGUGCGGGAGGCAAAUAGUGAAAUGACACAGGCAGAUGGCGGGGCUCCAGAGUUGCGCUUGCUUACCCACGAAGGUGAGGGCAAGGAUGGUGCCAAUCUGCACGAUUACUUGCAAGGGAGGAAGUACGAGCAGCCGUGGACCACAUUCCGUGAGUCUGUGAUGGCCGCCAUGCCGCAUCGCUACGCCCACGUGUGGGAUGCUCAGCUGUACCCGCACGUCUUCUAUCGAGCGAAGGCAAAGCGGAAGGCGCGCCCUAGUCGCGGUAAGGCAAAGCGACGGGCCACGUUUCGGUACAACGACCAGGUGGUGCACAUGGCGACGGAAGAUGACGGCAAUCUGGGCGACAAGCUGUCAGCGCUGAGACUGUCACUGAAGCAACCCACUCAAACCUCCCUCGCCGAAAAUGCAACUCGGCAGCGCCGUCGCCUGUCGAACGUUUUUGUGUUUCAUGGCGAGCAGGGUGUAGAGGUGGUUCACAUGUACACAGGAAACAUAGUGACAAAUGUGAUGCCGCUGAGGGCUGAUGGAACGUACUACGAUGACAUAAACGACGAUUUGGUGCUCGAGUCCCUCAGUACCCAGAUAGGCCCCCGUUCCACCGUGUUCGCCAAGCGCGGGAUUGACCUGUCGUAUGACUGUCUCGGCAUGAUUGAGACUGGAGUGCCGUUGUCUGCAGAUGAGCUCUUCAAUGCUACCGUGUGCAAUACGCAGGGCCUCUUUGGCAACCUCGACCUCAUUCACCACUUCGUUGACGGCGACAUCCGUGGCGAGGAGGCGCCCCGUGCGCUCAAUACACUCGAGCUGCUGGGCAGCCGCAGCGUUGCCUCUGCCAUGACGCGCGCAACCCCGCCUCUGAUUCUGCAGGUCCAGCAAAACAUGGGCGGUGGUCUGCAGCAGGUAGAGCGCUACGCUGCGUUCAUGAUUGACACCGGCCUUGUAACUUGCAUUGAUCCAUCGCGGAGGCGGGUGCUGUGGAGAGCACAGACAGGCGGACGCUUCGCCCCAACUCCAUCUGACGACAUGGCGGAGGCGAGGAAGAUCCGUUAUCAGGUGAAUAGUGAUGUUCGGCCGUUCCCGCAAAUGGUGCCGUACUCCCUCUUGCAGAAGAACCGCGAAACCGAUGUGACUUUCGUCGGUGGAGGAGGGGAGCCUUUCCGCCGCGUCGACACCUACGUCCUGGCAAUGGGCGACACUGAGUUUUCCAUAAUCAAGACAAAGAACGGCAAGGUCACUCGCUCCAUUUCGUUGCCGGAGCCGCCGGUGGCGCCGGUGCUUGUAGUGGACUUCAACGGCGAUGGCACAAACGAUCUCAUUGUAGUCUCGAAGUACCACAUUUUUGGCUUUGUGGGGAGCUCCCGAGCGUCGUCCGAAACUAUGGCCGCACUGAUGCUUUUGCUGGUCGGACUUCUCGGCAUUUUGUUUGCUGUGCGGGAAAAGAAAAUUGCUGAGGAAGGCCAAGACGAUUACACGCUGCCUGUGCACACAGGGGACAAGGUGCAGCGUAAGAAGACUUUCAAGCGAUCCACUGACUAA